Messenger RNA from Tigriopus californicus, 1728 nucleotides. RefSeq lists its product as uncharacterized. The record is from RefSeq and is a predicted model, not a curated record. The transcript is spliced from 3 exons. Bases 14 to 487 code for a protein of 157 amino acids. NCBI's taxonomy places the organism in Eukaryota, Metazoa, Arthropoda, Copepoda, Harpacticoida, Harpacticidae.
AGUGUGCAAUGUGAUGAAGAUGAACAGCACCAAGUUGACCCCAGAGACCGAUUGUCGGCAAGAGGUCCGGGAGGUGUGUGGUCCAGAGAGCUGUCCAUUGACUCAAGGUCCCCGAGUGUGUGCCAAUGAAAUCAAAACCUUUGUUCAAGAUGUUCCCGAGGAGGUGUGUCAUUUGAAUCCUCAGAGAAUCUGCAAUCCUACCAACAAGAUCAUUCCCAAGUUGGAGCAACGCGUCAAAUGCAUCGACGUGCCACGGGAAGUGUGCAUCACUGUUCAAGUGGAGGCUAAGAAGGUCAGCAGGCCAGUGGUGAAGAAGUGGUGCGGCAUUCUGCCUGGUAAUACCAGUGGAAGUGAGGAAGAAGACGACGAAGGGGAGGAGGGCACCGAGACAACACAGGAACCUGAGGUUGAAACCACUGAAAGCCAAACUCAAGCCUCCAACACUGCCAAUAACGACACUGAUGUUGCUACUGAUCCAUCCAUCUAAAACGUUCAAAUCCAUAGUGAAUCCUCGACCACUACAAUUAGUAAACCAUUGUUUUGACGUCAUAUUGACUCUAAUUAUAUUUUGAUGCUUUUAUCAGACUUGUAUUAAGUAGGAAAAUGACAUUCGAAAAACUUGUUCUCUCACCGUAAUAUCUAAGAAUCCAAAAUAAACAACUCAUGUAGUUAACUACAGAUGGACAAAUUCUUCAGAUACUCAAACCCGUCAAGCACAUCUUUCUCUGUGUUGCUUUGGAACCCAUAGCUUUAGGUACAGCAUUUGAUUAUUUUUUUGUCUCAAAGUAAAUUGUUUGUGGCUAUUUGGUACUCUAUUUUGGGGCCCAAGCUCGCCAUUUGAUAUUUUUCACAUCAAAUUGCACAUUUGAUCAAAGGACACUCGUCAGUCAAAAGUGGAGUGGGGAGGGGUUCAUAAAUUUGUAUUUCUAGCACAUAAAUUGCCCAAUGAUCAAUUAAUACUAGUAUGUGCACCCACCCCAUCUGGUCUCAGUUCAACUUUUUAAAUUCUUCAUGUCUGAACUGUAACAGGGAUGGCCCUAGGCCCUUCUUGGGUCAUCCUUGUCAUUUUCUUUGGGGCCGUAAUCACGAGGACCCCAUCUGCGGACAAAUUUGACUGAACUUUGUGAGCCUCACAACCCUCGGGAAGUGUGUACUUCCGACUGAAUUGCCGCGACAAGAAGCAAUCAUCUGCCUUCUCUUCAUGCUUCGCCUCAACACUCAAGGCGUUGCCAGUGACGUUGACUUUAAUCUCGUUGGGCUGAAACUCGUGCGUGUCAAGACUCAAUUCAAAUUUCUUGUCGUCAUUGGUCAUCCGAACCAUCUGUCGAUCCGUGUGCUGAAACAAAUCCAAGUCUUUCAUAAUUGGCGAACCAAAGAAGCCAAAAUCGUCCCAAUCGCAUCCCAUGGUGGGCAUCAUCCACUUGGGGAAGAAAGAGGGUCCACUGAAGAAAUCCUCUGGACGAGCCAAUGCUUUGUUCUUUCGAUCUGAUGAAGAAGAUGACGUUGAGGACGAAUUGGAGAUUUGCUUUUCACUCUGACUGCGGCUGGAUUGGUGUUGCUGCUGUAACUGAUGGGAGGAACUAGAGCAAGUGGAGGACUUGUUUUCAAUCUUGUCUUGGGCGUUCUUCAAGGAUCCAUGCUGAGUAGCAUCAUCCAAAGCGGGCACCGCCUGGUGAAGACGGACGCGGCUCCAGAACUCUCGGCUUUCUCGGGUCAUUUCUUCUCGAA